CCCCUCCCGCCGCCGUCACGCGCUGGCCGUCUGGGUCCAGCCUGUUGCUGAUGCUGCGGCGCUGUAUUCACCAUGGAGCUCGCGUGGCGAGUGUGUCCGAUCCCACUGUGUCUGCUGUUGCAGUCGCUCCUCCUGGGCCUCAGUGCAGGAGCUGCCAUCGACUGGCCCGCACAAGAAGGCAAGGAAGCAUGGGAUUAUGUGACCGUCCGAAAAGAUGCCCACAUGUUCUGGUGGCUCUAUUAUGCCACCAACCCUUGCAAGAACUUUUCAGAACUGCCCCUGGUCAUGUGGCUUCAGGGUGGUCCAGGCGGUUCCAGCACUGGAUUUGGAAACUUUGAGGAAAUCGGGCCUCUUGACACCCAUCUCAAGCCACGGAAUACCACCUGGCUACAGUCAGCCAGUCUCCUGUUUGUGGAUAACCCCGUGGGCACUGGCUUCAGUUACGUGAACACAACUGAUGCCUAUGCAAAGGAUCUGGACACAGUAGCUUCGGACAUGAUGGUUCUCCUGAAAUCCUUCUUUGAUUGCCAUAAAGAAUUCCAGACGGUUCCUUUCUACAUUUUCUCAGAAUCCUAUGGAGGGAAAAUGGCUGCUGGCAUCAGUCUAGAACUUCACAAGGCUGUUCAGCAAGGGACCAUCAAGUGCAACUUUUCCGGCGUGGCCUUGGGUGACUCCUGGAUCUCCCCUGUGGACUCAGUGCUGUCCUGGGGACCUUACCUGUACAGCAUGUCUCUCCUUGAUGACAAAGGCUUGGCCGAGGUGUCCAACAUUGCAGAGCAAGUCCUCGAUGCUGUAAACAAGGGCUUCUACAAGGAGGCUACUCAGCUGUGGGGGAAAGCAGAAACCGUCAUUGAAAAGAACACAGACGGGGUAAACUUCUAUAACAUCUUAACAAAAAGCACUCCCGAGACCUCUAUGGAAUCGAGCCUUGAGUUCCUGCGGAGCCCCUUAGUUCGUCUUUGUCAGCGUCACGUGAGAAAUCUACAAGGAGACACCUUAAGUCAACUCAUGAAUGGCCCCAUCAGAAAGAAGCUCAAAAUUAUCCCUGAGGACUGCUCCUGGGGAGCCCAGUCACCUUACGUCUUCAUAAGCAUGGAGGGUGACUUCAUGAAGCCUGUCAUCCACAUUGUGGAUGAGUUGCUGGAAGCUGGGGUCAAUGUGACUGUGUAUAAUGGACAGCUGGAUCUCAUUGUGGACACCAUGGGUCAGGAGGCCUGGCUGCGGAAGCUGAAGUGGUCAUAUCUGUCCAAAUUCAACCAGCUGAAAUGGAAGGCCCUGUACAGCGACCCUAAGUCUUUGGAAACGUCUGCUUUCGUUAAGUCUUACAAGAACCUAGCCUUCUACUGGAUCCUAAGGGCGGGUCACAUGGUUCCUGCUGACCAAGGGGAAAUGGCUCUGAAGAUGAUGAGGCUGGUGACUCAGCAGGAGUAGGACACCUGAGCUGAACUGAGCUGAGCUGGCUGGGCCUGGAAACCCUGGAUCAGAGCCUAGGAUGUUGGUGCUAAUGUCACAGGCUCUUCCUUGACUCUCCCGCGGGUUGUGACUAUGAGGGCUCCUGCCAUCUCCUAUACAUUGGAAGACUGUAGCUUCUAUGUCAGCUUAGAAGUCAGCUCUACUUUGUAAAGAAUAUUCAAAACCAGACUCAUUUCAUCAAAAAUGAAGGACUGUAAUGGAUCGGCCUCUUAUUACAAAAGCAAACGAUAACAUAUGUGAAUUCCAGCACUUGAGAGGUAGAAGCAAAAAGAUCAGAAGUUCUAGCUCAUCCUCCGCUGCACUGCAAGUUCGAAGCCAGCCUGCACUCGAGAGACACAAAGAAAUCAUAAGCACCCACUGAACUGCCAACUCAGUGUCUACACCUGUAGGUCUUUUAUUUGCUACAUAUACCUAUAUAUUUUUACAAAAAUGGAAUCCGUACCCUAUGCUAUUUUGCUUUCUAUUUUGUUCACAGAAUCAACACAACCUGCACUUCUUUCCUGUCAAUAAAGUGCUGUGAUAUUUUUAA
This is a messenger RNA of Mesocricetus auratus (golden hamster), 2002 nucleotides long. It is a transcript of the gene Scpep1, whose product is annotated as serine carboxypeptidase 1. Gene Ontology annotation, biological process: proteolysis. Lineage: Eukaryota; Metazoa; Chordata; Mammalia; Rodentia; Cricetidae. The transcript has 13 exons. The coding region runs from base 73 to 1431 and encodes 452 amino acids. Gene Ontology annotation, molecular function: serine-type carboxypeptidase activity. The record is from RefSeq and is a predicted model, not a curated record.